AUGGUUGACCAAUCGGUUCUAUCAAUAACAAACCACGGUUCAGAUUCUUCCACUAGAGUAUUAUCAAAGGGAUUCACCGACUGGGUUUUCGACUGUCACGGGUUCUGGCACAAUGCUGUGUUGAUCCUCUCCUCUUUUCUCUUCGUUUUGUAUUUGGCUCUUCAAGCCAGGAAGAGCUUCGUUAAACUCACCAAUGGCCGCUCUUACAUCAUUAUCUCUUAUUACGCCUCUCUUUGGCUUGUCAGCAUCCUUAAUCUCGCUUGGUGCUUUUCUCAGGCAUGGGAGUGUUCGCCUGGGAAAGAGCUAACUUGGAACUUGUUGUCCUUGUUCACUUCUUCUGGAAUGCUGUUUCUAGAAGUGAGCUUGCUCGCGUUUUUACUUCAGGGUAAUAAUGCAACUGGUGUCGACGCUUUGACACGAACUUUCGGUAUAUCUGGUAUCAUUGUUGGUUUUGAUGUCUUGUUAAAGGCUAUAUAUCUCUUUGCAUUUGGGGUCCCAUUGUUCAUUGAUACCGAUUACAGUACUCCCCGUGUCAAGUGGAACUUAUGGGUUAUCCACAAGCUAGUCCUUACUGUUGUUUAUGGGUUCAUAUUGUUUAUGUAUCAUUCUAGGUGGAGAGAAAGGUUACCGGCAAGACCGGCGUUCUACAAGUAUGUUAUUAUUAUGUUCAUCGUGAAUGCAAUUGCGUUGUUUGCUUGUGGGCUUACUGGAAGUGGCGCUGCUUUUGCUUUUUGGUUUUAUCGUGUCACUGUUGUGUGUUACCAUGCCUUUUAUCUUCCACUGCUGUAUAUUACAUUUCUGGCUGACUUUUUUCAGGAGGAAGAUUUUCACAUGGAGAAUGUGUAUUACUCUGAAAUGAAAGAUGCUGGUUUCUUCGAAUCCGAUUGGGACUGA
Vicia faba (fava bean) is the source of this 894-nucleotide messenger RNA. NCBI's taxonomy places the organism in Eukaryota, Viridiplantae, Streptophyta, Magnoliopsida, Fabales, Fabaceae. The record is from the annotation of a GenBank genome assembly.